AUGAAGACUGUGUCACGCAUUAAGGAGGCGGGCGCCGGCCAGCUGAGCAACCGGCUCAUCAAGAAACAGCUCAAGAGGGUGAACAAGAUUGCGGAAGACGAUGCAUGGGUCAAUGAGUUCCUCUCGUUCUCUCGGCCAAUGCCGGUGGGCGGCGAGUUCAUCAUGCCAGCCGAGGUGGCGAAAGCAGCCUUAGAAGAAAUCUAUGGCGAGGGGCCGGACCUGCAGAACCUUGAUUUGGAGGAGUUUGAGGAUGAUGCUCCCAGUGAAGACGAGGUUCAGGACUGGGAGCGCUUGAGGCGUAAGGUGGAUCCUUCCAAGUCGCCGGGCACCACUUCCACGUCCCGGGUGCGCUGGACCAACGUCCCGGGCGUGCAGCGCUUCGUGGCGGGGCUGCCGAGUGAGAUCGCCACCGGGAAGCAUGCCGACAUCGGGGGAUCAGUGGCCAACCGAGGUUUUCAGGAUGUGUGGAUCAGUGGUGCCUCCGUUCGCUACGACUACGAGGAUAAGCCCUGGUAG
Durusdinium trenchii is the source of this 516-nucleotide messenger RNA. The record is from the annotation of a GenBank genome assembly. NCBI's taxonomy places the organism in Eukaryota, Dinophyceae, Suessiales, Symbiodiniaceae.